This is a messenger RNA of Fulvia fulva, 492 nucleotides long. RefSeq lists its product as uncharacterized. The record is from RefSeq and is a predicted model, not a curated record. The transcript has 4 exons. Bases 1 to 492 code for a protein of 163 amino acids. Lineage: Eukaryota; Fungi; Ascomycota; Dothideomycetes; Mycosphaerellales; Mycosphaerellaceae.
AUGCGCCUCAAGAUACUAGGCCUCUUGAUACCACUAGCUCUCUUGACACUAUUCGCUCGGCUGGUUAGUGCUGGAUACCACUUUCAGAUCAAUGUACAGCGGAUGAAGCCCAACUCUCUCUGCCCUGAGGGAAAGACAGGAAAGCGGGUGGUCAUCAACUCCAAAGAAGGCCACAAUUGCUACACCUGGAAAGAACACGAGGUCUUCAACGGCUUUGCCUACGGAGUGGCAGGGUAUAGCGAAUGGAAAGCACCUAAGCCAGAAGAAUACGGACGUUGUAUCAUCCACAGCUAUGAAGGCCCAUUCUGUACGGGAAGGUACCUCGGGGGCAUCGAUCACGCGAAUGUUCCGACGCAGCCGUGGGCAGCAGGCAUCGGAGGCUGCUUUCAGAGUCAAGUGGAUCCGUCCGACCCUUACGAUCGGCCAGGAAUGACACGAAGCAUGAGCCUGACGUGCCACAAGAAGGCAGACCGAGGGCUCCUGAUAAAAUAA